AUGAAGAUCUGUGUCGCUAUUUUACUUUCAACCAUUUGCUUCGUUAAUGGGUUCAGCACAAAACGAUGCCUUCUAUUUAAUAAAAAAUGCGUAUCCCAUUGUCCACGUAACAUGCAUCCAUAUCACACACGAUGUGAUGGAGAGACGAUGUCGCAACGCACUUGCGAUGACCCUAAUAUCUAUGUUAUAGGCUACACGUGCGGAUGGUCUCGAUGUGAUUGCAACGCUGAUUUGGCCCUUGAUGAAAAUACAGGAGACUGUGUGCCAUACAACAGUUGCCCGCUAGACAUGCCUCGUGCCAGAGGUGUCUCCGAAUGUCCGGAACAUAUGCACCGUGUAAACAGCGAAUGUCGACCGACACCGUCGCAGCGGAGUUGCGACGAACCAGUCGCAAUAUCUAUGGGGAUCAUUUGCGGCUGGUCGCGAUGCGAUUGCGACUUCCCAUUCGUUCUACACUUGCCUUCAGGCUACUGCUUCUUGUACGAAGAUUGUCCGUGA
Messenger RNA from Spodoptera exigua (beet armyworm), 498 nucleotides. The record is from the annotation of a GenBank genome assembly. Lineage: Eukaryota; Metazoa; Arthropoda; Insecta; Lepidoptera; Noctuidae.